Messenger RNA from Paramecium pentaurelia, 1223 nucleotides. The record is from the annotation of a GenBank genome assembly. NCBI's taxonomy places the organism in Eukaryota, Ciliophora, Oligohymenophorea, Peniculida, Parameciidae.
UAUGGGGAAUAGUUAAGACACACAAAUAACAAAUGACUUACGAUAUGGUAAGGUCAAUAAGUUCACAUAUGAAAAUUCAUUAAUAAUUUAAAAGGUUAUAGACUAUAAGAAUGCUCCUGAUUAAUUAGCUAAUUGCAUUCACAGAUGCUAAUUAAGUUAAUCAAUAAAUCAUAAGAACAUAAUAAAAUUACACAAAUACGAAGUAGAUCAAUUAAGUGUUUUGAUUUAUUUUGAACAUUAUGAUUAUGAUUUAUAACAAGACAUUAAUAAAAGAAAACUAAAUAAUGUAAGAUAAAAUGAAGUAUUAUAAAGAACUAUUACCAAGAACAUGAAUUGUUAUAGAUGUUUGAUCAAUUCGUUUCAGCGUUAGCCUACCUAUAAUAAUAAUAAAUUUUUCAUGAUGAUAUUAGACCCCAAGUAUAACUUAUGAUAACUAGAAUAUUUUCUUGACUCCAAAUGAUACAAUUAAAUUGAAUUAAUAAUGGGUGAUUGAUAAUACUCAAAACUAACAAAGAUAUUAUGCACCUGAAUAAAUUUAGCCAUAACCUUCAAAUGUGUAACCUAAUCCUUUUAAAAGUACAUCUUACAGUUUAGGAAUCACUAUGCUACAUCUCAUGACAUUAACAUCCAUGGAAAUAGUCUAUCUAAAAAAUUAAGUAAAUCAAUCAUUAGUAAAUGAAUUACUAAGAUGUACAAAUUACUCGAAUAAAUUAAUUAAUAAAAUUUAGCAUUUACUAUUCUAAUCUCCUCAUCAAAGAGCUGAUUAUAUGUAUUAAGUUAAUAAAUAAGCCAAUUUAUAACAAAAACUAUUAUCCAGUCCACCAAAAACAAUUACAUCAAGUUAAAGAUAUGUUUACAGAACAUCUUAAUCACCUUUAACCAGAACAAUAUAACCUCGUCAUUCUCAUUCCCCUUUUACUUUCAGAAGAAUAGCAUAAUUACAAACACCAAUAUAAUAAGUUACUCCCUAAUAAAUAGCCAUUAUACAAAGUAGUCCCAGAUAAAUAGUUAAAACUUCUAGUCCUAUUAAAGUUAUCAAAUAAUAAGAAUAAUAAUAAUAAUAAUAAUAAUAAUUAAUGUUUACUCCAAAUCAAUCAUUAAAAACCAAGGAAAUGCUCUAAAAAUUAGAUGAAGUUACUCCUAAAACUGAUUUAGAUUAUAGGAUAUAGAAGGCUCUUAAAUAAACAAAUGAAACACUCAAAAAGAAUUAUAUGUUACAAUGA